Gastrolobium bilobum is the source of this 801-nucleotide messenger RNA. RefSeq names its product lectin 5-like. The record is from RefSeq and is a predicted model, not a curated record. Lineage: Eukaryota; Viridiplantae; Streptophyta; Magnoliopsida; Fabales; Fabaceae. Gene Ontology annotation, molecular function: carbohydrate binding. The transcript has a single exon. Bases 1 to 801 code for a protein of 266 amino acids.
AUGGCUAACUCCAAGUCAAAUCAAAACCCCUUCUCUGCUUUCCUAAUGAUCUUCAUCUUUUUCCUCUUGCUAAUUACCAGUGUGAAAUCAGACUCACUUUCUUUCAGCUUCCCAACUUUUGAGCCAGGUCUUAGAAAUAUCAUUGUCGACGGCGAUGCCAAUAUAACAAAUGGAAUAUUACAACUCACUAAAAAGGACCCAAUACCUAAACACAGUGUUGGUCUAGCUGGAUUCUUUGGAGCAGUUCAUCUCUCAGACAAAAGAACAGGGAAAAUCGCAGAGUUCACCACUGAGUUCUCGUUUAUUGUGAACCCUUUAGGUUUACGAUUUCAUGGCGAUGGGUUCACCUUCUUUAUAGCAUCACUCGAUUUUGAGUUUCCAGACAAUUCAAGUGGUGGGUUCCUUGGACUUUUCAAUGAAGAAACAGCAUUCAACACCUCCAAAAACCAAAUUGUUGCUGUUGAGUUUGAUGGCUUUCAAAAUGAAUGGGACCCCACAAACCCAAAUCCUCCUCAUAUAGGAAUCAACAUUAAUUCCAUUAGGUCCGUGGCAACUACGCCGUGGCCAAUCGAUAUGACACAAGGAGCAAUAGGACAGGCCCGUAUAACGUAUAGUUUUGCCUCCAAACUACUUAGCGUCUCUGUAACAUAUGGUGGUUAUAAAGUGGUACCUGAUGUAUCAUACCCCGUUGAUUUUGCGGCUCUUCUGUCGGAAUGGGUCCUAGUCGGUUUCUCUGCUUCCACCGGGGACUUGGUUGAAACACAUGACAUUCUAUCCUGGUCCUUUGCUUCGUCUUUGUAG